Molecule: messenger RNA, 3536 nt
Organism: Gasterosteus aculeatus aculeatus (three-spined stickleback)
Lineage: Eukaryota; Metazoa; Chordata; Actinopteri; Perciformes; Gasterosteidae
Gene: micall2a
Product: mical-like 2a
Molecular function (GO): protein binding
Source: RefSeq, a predicted model, not a curated record
CCUCCCGCGUUGCGCCGCUCGUGCGGUUACCGCGGGGAGCGAGUGCCCGUCGCGCCGGCCGCAUGGCUGCCAUCAGGGCUUUGGAGCAGUGGUGCAAGACGCAGUGCGACGGCUACUCGGAUGUGGCCAUCACCAACAUGACGACCUCCUUCAAGAACGGGUUGGCUUUCUGCGCGCUGAUACACAAGUACAGACCGGACCUCAUAGACUAUGACUCCCUGAAAGAGGAGGACGUGUUUGAGAACAACAGGCUGGCUUUUCAGGUCGCAGAGGAGAAGUUGGGGAUUCCCGCUUUGUUAGAUGCAGAAGAUAUGGUGGCUUUAAGGAUCCCGGACCGGCUGAGCAUCCUUACCUACGUCUCCCAGUACUACAACUACUUCAAAGGACGUCCCCCCAUGGGGGGUGUGAAGAGGCCAGCAGAGGGCUCCAAGGAGGAGCCAUCAGAGAAGAAAAACCUCCCCGUGGUUGCCAAAAGCUUCGCGUCUAAAAACGGCACAAGUUUACCUUCGACCCUCACUGGCCAGACGGCGCCUGCAGCGUGCGGAGCGACUGCUCAGGUCGGUGCUCUUACGGCAGUGUGCGCAGAGAACGCCAACAAACAUGGAACGCUCCAUAGCAAAUGCGUUGCAUGCAGGAGCCACGUUCAUCUGGUUCAGAGGCACUUGGUGGAUGGGAAGCUGUAUCACCGAAGCUGUUUCAAAUGCAGUGAAUGCUCCAGUGUCCUUCACGCCGGAGGCUUCAAACCCGGGAAGAAACCAGACACUUAUAUCUGCAGCGCCCACCAAAACGGUUGCAAGCCGUCCUCUUCAGCGGCCGGGAUCAAGAACGGACCCGCCAGUUCAGCCGCUCGAUUAAACGGCGCCGUCGGCGCCCGGCCGGCGUCCCGCCCCCCCUCUGUGCUGUCAGCCCCUCCGGAUGUUGUCCUGAAGCCGGCCGGUCCUGCUCCUCCUUCCCGGGCCUGGACGGCCUCGGCCCAUCGGACGCAGGCGGCCCGGCAGAGGUUCUUUCAGGCUGCAGCGCCGGCCACGGCGGCCUCGGCGGGUCACGGGAAGUCCACGGAGCCCUCGGGUGCUUUUGGAAAGGUCGCGCAGAGUGCCGAUGACUGGAAGAGCAAAGCCAGGACGACCGUCGGAAAGGCGCUGGCCGAGGAAAACCGCAACAACAACAACAAACGCCCGUUCACCGUCCGAUCAGCAGAGAGUCGGUUUGGAGUUGAGCCGAGUUCAGCCGUCAGCGCUGGUUUGAGAGGAGAUGAACGCAGCCGAGUCCCAGCAGGAAGCCGGGCAGGACAGCCCCCCAAUAAGGAGCCGGCAUGCCUGAACGCCGUCAGCAGAGACGGCGCGAGGCCAGCGGCCGUGCACACAAAUGCCAAAGAUCCAGUCUGGGGGCAACUGAAGCUCAAACCUAUGAAACCAGCUUUAAACGAUGCCGAAGCUUUUACCGAGCGACAUAAAUCGGGAUUCAAGUCCCCGACUUCCUCUUAUGUCCUCGAUAGAACCACGGGGCCUCGCUCUGCUGCUGCAGCGCCUCCAGUUAGUGUCGCACUGUUCGAUCCUGAAAUCUCUCUGCAGAAGCCUCAGCGUGGUUCAGAAAACCUCGGGAUCAGACAUGGGAGUUACUCGCCUGUGAAAUCUCCGAACAGACGGCCAGCUGUGGAGUCGUUUUCGUCGACCGCAGCAGCCAAUCACAAUCAGUCAGGUGCUAAAAAGGGAAAGUAUUUGUCACCCACCAACGCCUCCAGGACUGAAAUGAGGUCACCCUCUUCCCUUUUGUCUCAUGUCUUUUAUCAGGUAAAGUCUCAUCAUAUUCCAGCGGAGCAGAUUGAGAGGGACCUUGCUGAUAUUGAGACAAACAUGGCCCAUUUGGAGCAGGAGGGCGUGGGGCUGGAAAAGCAACUCCGACGCUGUGAAGAAGAGGGGGAGGGAGACCUACUAAUGGACCCACUGAUGGUCGACUGGUUCAACUUGAUUCGAAAGAAGCAGCUGUACAUUCGAAAGGAGUCCGAGCUCGUCUACACAGCCAGAACUCAGGAGCUGGAGCAGCAGCAGUCGGCUGUGGAGGCGGAACUUCGCGGGCUUCUGGAGGAGCCAGAUUAUUUGAAGUCCAGAGACGAGCAGCAGCGGGAGAAGAAGUUGAUGCGCAGGCUGAUGGAGAUCGUGGACGGCAGGAAUGCAAUAGUGGAAGGUUUGGAUGAAGACCGGCUGAGGGAAGUGGAGGAGGAUCAGCGGUUGAAUGAAAUGAUGCAAAAUCUUGGAGUAAAGAAAGCCAAACAUAAGAGGAAAUCUUCCAUCUCUAAACUGUUCAGGCGAAGAAGUAAAAGGCGAGUGGAAUGAAGGCAUUUUUCACACUAAACUCACAUCGUUAUUACUUUUUUUUUUUUUUUUUUUUUAAUUUAAGGCUAAAUGUUGCUGCACCACACUUUGCUACUGAGGGAAAAUUAAGAGAUUUCACAGGAAACGUAUUGGGUCAAAUCACAAGUUGUGUGUUUCUAGUCAUUUCCGAAUGUAUCACGCUAACUUAGUUAGAACUUUAUUUUUGUUCACCACUUCACCUGUCUUGUUAAAUUUGAUAUAAGAAUUUCUAAAUAGCAUACGAUUAAAUAUUUACUUUCACAAUGGGUGUUGUGUCUUUUUCAGAAUUAUUUUUCAGUUAUAUUUCACAAAGCUGUUUAUGUGAAAAGCAGCUGCGAGUAUCUUCCUUCAUGUUAAUUUUACUUUGCCAGUGUCGUAAAUAUUGUCUUCAGUCAUGGAUAUGUUUGUUAUUUAAAGAUUCUGUCUAUUUAUUGAAUCAUAGGAAUGUAAUUGUUAAUUUUUUUUGCAAAUCUUCUCUGCUCUGAUGUUAGGAGUUAAAAACAUAAGCUAUCGGUUUUCAAAUUACAGCGGGAACACUGGCUGUUCUACACGCUAAAACGAGUACGAAUAAAUGUGUAAUCCUUCGACCGCCUUCAUCCCAAAUGAAAUUCUAUCAGUAUUUAUUCAAAAAUGGAUUUUAACAAAUGUCCUUUUAAUGAUCUUAUCAGGAGGGAAAGCGCCUGUAGGAUUCAGUUUGUGUGUGUGCGGUGUUGAGCUGCUCUCCGGCUGUACUGUAGGUGGCAGCCUGGCUUUGCUGCAGCACCAGGCAAGAACUUGGAAAUCCAAUUUGCCACAGUGCGGACAGUUAAUUUCUUUGCUAAUUUUAUAAAUGCUGCGAAAAUGUUCGGCUGUGCAGAUGCAAUAAUGUUAUGGGAAAGAGGAUUAGGUAGAGCAGUAGCUUAUGGCUGGGGAAGGCUUAUGAACUAUAGGUUGUAUUGAGCUCUUUAUCUUAAAACCGCGUUUAAUUAAACAUUACUCUUUACUAAUAUCUGCACCAGAAAUGCUCCGUACCUGCUCUAUUAAAAUGUUCAGAGGUUGUGUAGAGUCAUUCAUGUGUGAAAAUGGCAUUUGCGGUGUUUCUGUGCGGAAUGCUCUUUAAUGUUAAGUGUUUCUGAAUAUACUUGUACUCAAUUUAUAGUAUUUUUAAACUUGAACUCUGUAGUGCAAUAAAUGCUUUGAAGAUUA